This is a messenger RNA of Tribolium castaneum (red flour beetle), 1764 nucleotides long. Its product is annotated as fatty acyl-CoA reductase wat. Gene Ontology annotation, molecular function: alcohol-forming very long-chain fatty acyl-CoA reductase (NADP+) activity. Bases 149 to 1678 code for a protein of 509 amino acids. Gene Ontology annotation, cellular component: peroxisome. The record is from RefSeq and is a predicted model, not a curated record. The transcript has 6 exons. Gene Ontology annotation, biological process: long-chain fatty-acyl-CoA metabolic process. Lineage: Eukaryota; Metazoa; Arthropoda; Insecta; Coleoptera; Tenebrionidae.
CCGCGGAACCUACACUUCGUUUACAAAGUCGACGAAUCUAGUCGCUGGCACUUGACGCGAUACCAUCAAAAGAAUUCUUUUGGUUGGCCACAGGUUACUGCAACAGUGUGGUGGUGUAUGUGCUUUAAAACCGACAGUUUCGGAAAAAAUGACUCAAAUUGACGAAAUUUCGAAUUUGACUCCGAUCCAGGAAUUUUACUCCGGGACCAACAUUUUCAUAACAGGUGGCACUGGUUUUUUGGGCACAAUUCUCAUCGAGAAAUUGCUGCGUUCUUGCAACGACAUCUCGACGAUUUACAUCCUUGCUCGUAACAAGAAGGGAAAAAAUCUCCAAAGUCGCAUCGACGAAUUGUUUGACGAUUCGAUUUUCGACCGAUUGAAGAAAGAAUUUCCGAAAUUCAGGCACAAGGUUGUGGGGAUUGGAGGCGACUGCAGUCUCCCCGAUUUGGGGAUCAGUCAACAGGACCGUCAAGUGCUCAUCAAUGAGGUCUCCGUUAUAUUCCAUGUGGCGGCAACCGUCCGUUUCGACGAAAAACUGAAAAUGGCUGUGGCCAUAAACGUCCGCGCCCCUCAAGACAUGCUCAAACUUGCACACGAAAUGCCACAUUUGAAGUCAAUGGUGCACGUUUCGACGGCUUAUUCAAAUGUUCCGAAUAAGGUCAUUGAAGAACGACUGUAUCCUGUGCCAGUUGAUAGCAAGAAACUUAUUCUUAUGGCCGAAACUUUGGGUGAUAACGUCUUGGACAACAUCACUCCAAUGGUUUUGGAUAAGUGGCCAAACACAUACACUUAUACGAAAGCUGUUGCAGAGGAUAUAGUUCGACAAGAUGGGCUAGAUUUGCCCAUUGGGAUCUACAGACCAUCUAUUGUGGUGUCAACAUAUCAAGAACCGACUGAAGCCUGGAUUAACAACCUUUACGGUCCAACUGGAGUUUGUGCUGGUGCUGGAAGUGGCAUUCUUCGUGCAUUGCAUGCAAAUAGUGAAGUUAAUGCAAAUAUCGUCCCAGUUGAUAUGUGUGUCAAUUCUUUGAUUGCCACUGCUUGGGAUGUGGGAGUUAAAUUUGAAAAUUCCAAAAAGAGUUGCAACAAAUACGAAAUUCCCGUUUACCAUUUUGAGUCAAGUAAUGAUCAACCCUUGAACUGGGGACGAUUUAUGCGUUUAUCUUACUCACAUGGAAAAAAAACACCAAGUGUUAAAGCCAUUUGGUACUAUACGUUCAAUUUGUACAAAAAUUACUAUGCCUAUCUCAUAGCCACGAUUUUUCUGCAUUAUUUGCCAGCGCUUUUCGUCGAUGGAGCGCUGCUGUGCAUGGGAAAAUCACCAAAAAUGCUCCGAAUUUACAAAAAGAUCCAUAAAUUCACGAGCGUAAUCUCGUACUUCUCGACCCGCACUUGGAUAUUCCAGUCGUCAAACGUGCAAAAAAUGAUCGAGCGGAUGUCUGAAGCUGACCAGAAAAUUUUCUUCUGUGACUUGAAAAAACUUGACUGGAAUAAAUUUUUCGCUACGUAUCUUCGAGGAAUACGAAUUUACCUCCUGCAAGACCCGAUUGAGACUUUGGAGGAGGCCCACAUCAGAUGGAACAGACUGUAUUGGUUGCACCAGGGAGUUAAGGCACUUGUGGCUUUUCUCCUCAUCAGAGUUUUAUGGUGGAUAUUAUCGACUGUAUUUAUUUACUAAUGGAAAAGUAUUUUCAUUACUUUAGUGAUAUUAUUUUGUAAUUUUAACAGUUUGUAUAAUUUAUAUAAUAAAGCUAAUACGGAAGA